Messenger RNA from Grosmannia clavigera kw1407, 3021 nucleotides. RefSeq lists its product as uncharacterized. The record is from RefSeq and is a predicted model, not a curated record. Bases 1 to 3021 code for a protein of 1006 amino acids. The transcript is spliced from 3 exons. Gene Ontology annotation, biological process: telomere maintenance via telomerase; protein stabilization. Lineage: Eukaryota; Fungi; Ascomycota; Sordariomycetes; Ophiostomatales; Ophiostomataceae. Gene Ontology annotation, cellular component: cytosol. Gene Ontology annotation, molecular function: Hsp90 protein binding; telomeric repeat DNA binding.
AUGGACGCAUUACUGUUCUGCUCGAGCGAAAAAGAUGACGAGACGGCUAGGGAGGAGCCCCCGCUCUUCCAGAAGGUGAAGCCUGCAAUUGCAGCACCAUCGAAGACGCCCGAGCGACAGCAGAGCAGUGCCAGCUCUGCCGACGAAGCUCUCGAGAUCCUCCGAAGUGAGCCGGGCUACGAUUCUCUCAUCUCCUCAUUGCGCUUCUUGGGCACGGACAAUACCAGCUUCAACGUUCACGAACCUACCCCUCUCUCGGCGCAAAUCGUCCAGGUCCUAGUCACAGCCAUCCUUCCGAACUACUGGACGCUCUUGCAAGAAGAACAUGUCGAUUUGGAGUUGUUUCUAGCCUGCCUACGCAGCGUUACAGGGCUCAGCGCCCUAGCUGUCCGACUUCGUGCUCUGAUUGCAGAGGCAAACACCAGUAGCGCCACGAAAGAGCAGUCGUCAAACGUCUCUUGGGAGCUUCGAGCUGUGGUAGCAGUGAUAUGCAAGCUGCUGGCAGACGAAUCCUCUGUCUCCGAGCUGUGGACCGCCAGCGUUUCCGAUGUCGUCUCCGACACAAAACGACGACCGCUCUCCCAGGAGUACCUCAAUAUGGUGGGCAGCGGCAGGAUCAUGUCUCUUGCCGCAGAGGCAACGUCAAUCGUGCAAAAACAGUCUCGGGAUCUGGAGAACGAAGUCCUCUACUGGAUAGCAGACGGAAAAGCCUAUAGCCAAUGGCUUGUCCGUGGCAUCAUACGAUGGGGUUCGAAGGACAUAAACCCCGAAGACAAGAAGCUGCGUGGAGAUCUGCUUGUAAAGGCCAUGCGGCUUGGUUAUCCUGAUGUUGUGAUUGCGACCCUCUUGUACGACCUCCUCGACGAUGUUGAGAACGGCGCGGCCGAAUUCAGCUGUCUGCUAGAACAACUGCCAGCACACGAGCAGAAGAAGAUGCUUGCCGGGAUUUUGGGGCUCAUGCCAGAGAAAUUCAGCCGACCAAGUUCUGGAGAGUCUACUGUAGAAGACGCAUCGAUUAUACCAGCCAUGGCUGGGUUGAUUCAACAAAUCGUGGGAGGCGGUGGUGUGAUGCAGGAACAACUCGUCGCAUGGCUAUUGUCCUCGCCUGGUGUUGGCCUGGAGAAUGGGAUAGAUGUCCGGCGCGCGGCCAUGGCAGUUGUCGCCAAUGACAGCAAAAGCAUGUCGGACAUCCUGGGAAAGUCGCUGGCCGAGUUCGGUGACCAGCUUUUCAUCAAGCACACGCCAAGCAUGCAGCAAGAAGCCAAGGCGCAGGUAUUGCUGCUUGCGGCCGGAUACGUCCACCGCACGAAUUCGCGAGCUCUCGCUGCUUUGUUGAGAACACGCACGUAUCUGAGUACCGUAUCCAACCGACUGAGUGCGUCACAAACCAGAGCCCGGUUCUUGGGAAUGGUUGUCGGAGAAGCGCUGUCUGGUCUGGUGGAUGGCGGAAAGAAGCUAAAUUUCGACAUGGAGGAAAUGCAGUCCGAGGAGGCCAAAUGGUACAAGGAAUUAGUGCAUACCAAUGAUGGUGUUGGUCCCAUUGAUAUACUGCGGCCAAGAGGACCGCCGGUGAAAAGCUCUGAAAAGGCAAAGCAAAGGAAACCAACACCACAAGAGACGACAAUAACGGCGGCAGUGAGACGACCGGUGCCAAUUCCAAAGUCCUCCGGAUUUGUGAUUGAAGAACUAGACGACAGUGCCGAGGAUGAUGACGAUGACAUAGUUCCCUACGGGAAGCCAGACUCGGAUGCCGAAGAUUCAGACGACGAUCCGACUAUGCUGCGAAGAGACAAGCCCAAAGCGCCAGUGUACAUCCGUGACUUGAUAACAUACUUCCAAGACACAGAGAAUUACGACAAGCAGAGGUCGGCUCUCACGACGGCACCUAUUCUCAUCCGACGCAAGGCCACGUUUGGAACAGAAGUCCAGCAGCACGCACGGGAUCUGGCCGCCAUCCUCGUCGGCUUGCACGACACCUACGACAUGGAUGACUUCCACCGGCUGCGUCUGCAAGGCAUGGUCUCCAUUGUGGUUGCACAGCCCAAGAUGGUUGGCCCAUGGCUCGCAUCGAUGUUUUUCGAGGGCGACUACUCGCUGGCGCAGCGAGCAUCGAUUCUCACGGCACUUGGCCUGGCCGCAAGAGAACUGGCCGGCUUCGAUGUUUCUGAGCACGCGUCUGCAGCUACAUUUCCAACAAAACAACUUCCUGAGCGAGUGGAACGGCUGUACAGCCAGCCUGUUGCGAGUGGCCAUGGAUCGGGUGGUAAUCCCCAGUCACCGUCAUCAAGCCUAAGAGCCCUGCCACCUGGUGCUCUCGACAGCAUUGCCGACUCGCUUACAGCUAAGCUCCUGGGCCCCAUCGCGGCCAAGGCAGCCGAUGAAGCAACAGGCCCAAAUUUCCUGAAGCUUUCGUCCUUCACAUCACGUCUUAAUGUUGGCAGACAAGCCACCAAGCCCACAAAGACGGCCAAGGCCACCACGACAACAAACACGGCAGCCCCCGUCAUUGCCACCGCCAUUUUCUUCCCGUUAGCAGCGCGCUUCCAACUGGCAUUGCACAUGCUGGCGGCCAGCUCGUCCGCCGCCGCGCGCAACACGCGCAAUGUCCUCUUUGAGCCGUCUGUCCUGUCGCUCUAUCUCAAGACGCUGGCCGUGUCUCUGCACGCAGUCGGUCCCGGCGCGCUGGCGCUGCCAGACAUGACGGCCGAGCUGUGGAGCCUACUCCUGGGCAGCAGCGUGCAGGCGCACUGUGUGGGCGAUCUUGUUGUAACCCACGCGGUUCUUUUUGCGCUGCUGGCGCUGCUAGACGUGAACGAGGGCCGAAUGCGCGAAAUAUGUCGCGACAUGUCGCGUGAGGUGGUCCAAACGCGCGAUUGGCUCAUGCAGGUGCUACAAAGCACGCGCGCUGGAGGCGACGGACAGGAGAAUGAGGUCCAGAUGUUGGCUGCCGGCACGUAUAUUCGCCUCACCGAAGGAAUGGAGAGCUACCGCAGUCUCCUCUUGGGCGAGAUGAUAGGGUAA